Molecule: messenger RNA, 425 nt
Organism: Symsagittifera roscoffensis
Lineage: Eukaryota; Metazoa; Xenacoelomorpha; Acoela; Convolutidae
Product: NADH dehydrogenase [ubiquinone] 1 alpha subcomplex subunit 2-like
Exons: 3
Coding region: 31-339 (102 amino acids)
Source: RefSeq, a predicted model, not a curated record
GUGAGUGGGGGAACCUAUACAUACAGUGCGAUGAGCGCAGCAGCCAAACAAGCAGUGAGUCAUGCAGGAAAGAGUCUGGGUAAGAACGUGAAGGAAUUGAGACUGCAUUUGUGUCAGACAAGUGCUUCCAGUGGGGGAGUGAGACAGUUUGUGGAGCGGGACUAUGUGGCUUUGAAGGUGGCCAAUCCUCACCUGCCAAUCAUGGUCAGAGAGUGCAGUGGGGUGGUGCCUAGAGUAUACGCCAGAUACACUUUGGGAGUUGAAAGAUCAGUAGACCUGACAGACUUCAAUGCGAAUCAAGUGCUGAGCAGCAUCGAAAACCUAGCCAAGAAAGUCUGAAGUGGAAGUUUCAUUUUAAAAAACCUAUAUAAACUGAUUCUUUUGCAAAUAGAUUAUUUUCUCAAAUGGCCGUUUUGUGAGUUGAU